Tilletiaria anomala UBC 951 is the source of this 4942-nucleotide messenger RNA. RefSeq names its product DNA/RNA polymerase. Gene Ontology annotation, molecular function: mitochondrial promoter sequence-specific DNA binding; DNA-directed RNA polymerase activity. Gene Ontology annotation, biological process: mitochondrial transcription. Bases 117 to 4844 code for a protein of 1575 amino acids. Lineage: Eukaryota; Fungi; Basidiomycota; Exobasidiomycetes; Georgefischeriales; Tilletiariaceae. The transcript is spliced from 4 exons. The record is from RefSeq and is a predicted model, not a curated record. Gene Ontology annotation, cellular component: mitochondrial DNA-directed RNA polymerase complex.
CGCAUCCAGUCGCCUGAACAAGGUCCUCUUUCCCCUCCUUGUUGCUGCGGGCUUGUUCAGUGUCGACAAGCCUAUCAUCGAUACCUCAGUCGAAAACCCAGGGAGUCACGAGCAACAUGCUUCGUGUAGCUGGUCGGAGAUACGACAGACGGGCACCGCGGCGGCUGGCUGCUGGUGCAAUCAGCGCCCCGCUUUCUUCGCAGUUCGUGGGCACGGCAGUUCGCCACGCAGCGACAGCAGCUGCUGCUGCUGUCAGCGUUAACCACACAGCAUCUUUAGACGAUUACAAUCACAAUCAAACCCCGCCUCGUAGCCACGAUGCUGGUGGGCAGUUGCCUUCAUUGUCGAAGCGCGGCUCUGGGACCUCACACCCGUCGCAACCUCUUUUCAUCUCGAAUGCCAAUCGCAAGACAAGAUUGACCCGCCUGCCAACGCCUCUCCCGCCGGAGACGGUGGAUCAACACAUAAAGUCAUCGCCCUUCACACGACGUAAUGCGGCCUCUCGGACAUCAGCACCCGCUUCCCCCUCUACCACAUCGUCGGAUGCGACGCCACAGCUGAAUUCGGACGUCUAUCCUGCGGAGCAACGGCAUGUUCUCCGCUCUCUCUUUGUCCAUCAAGCAUUCUAUCCCACUUCGCAGACGAUUGAGGACCUGGCGGUAUUGCGCACGAGUCUGGAUGCGGGCCUCAUCUGGCGAGCAGGCAAGGUCUUCGAAGGGAUCCGCAACGAGGAACGCUCCAGAUGGGACAGCCUCGAGCGGCUCAUCCCUCAGCACCAUGAAGCAAAUACGGAAAUGAGCACAUGGCGCGCAUCUGCCAACUCCAUUCUACAAGGACAGCGCCUCGACAAGGCCAUGUACGAAGACAUGCUCUCGGCCUACCUUUUCAAGGCAGCAGCAGGAGAGAACACAGAGGCGAAGAAAGAGUUUAUCAGACGGGCCAUUAAGCUCUGGGAGGAUAUGGUUCAGGCACUCUCCAGUAGUACUGGCUUUACUGCUGCUGCCACCACACGCGAGGGCUUUGCUGCUCGCGAGCCUCCCGCAGAUGCAAGAACAGCGGCCAUCAUGCUCAGAGGCGUAGGAAGACUUCUCCGCUCUUGGCAGCCAACUCUUGGGGCCAAGCCACCUUUCAUCUCGAUGAUUCUCCCAGCCCUGCAAGCACACGGCGUCUCUCUCGUUGAUGUACUCAACUCGCCCGUGUGGUCUGAGUUUCCGCCCUCGUGGGAAGCGCAGAUCACGGCUCGAGCGCGCAAAGCCGUAGAAACGGGGGAGGGAACAGCUGCCCAAGACCCUCAAGCCAGUGUCAGCGGGGCGAAAGGUGCGCCAAGUCGCGCAGAGGUACUGUCCAUUCUGAUCGAGGAAGCGAAGGAACAGGACGAUGCGCGCAUCGUCUCGGACUUGGCCGCGUUGGCUAGCAGACUGAGCGCCAACGGAUCAAAGGGAGGGAAGGAGGGCCGAUUAGCAGCAGACAUGAUUUCGACAUCACACUCUCGGUCUGAAUACUCGGACGAGGAUGCGUUGCGCCCAGACGAACGCUGCGACGUUCCGGAUCUGCAGCCCACCUUGACCACGUCCCCUUCCUCGCGCUACAUUCCUUCAGAGGCCGCAGCCGAAGCACCGGUGGAUGAGUCGACGCCUGGCUUGCCGUACAAUCUGCAUGCACUACAGGAGAACCUUUCUGCUGUCGCAGAGGCUCGUAAACGCUUCUCGGAGCCGUAUGCCCGACAGCGGUGGUUCGAAGGCAGUGCGUUCGAAGCCGCACGGAAGCGGCUGCGCUUCAGUGUGGAGCAGAUGGAGAAGAGCGGGCUGAAAAGCGUCGAGAUGAUGGGUGACAAGCAGCUGCAGCGCUGGAUGUGGGACUGGUACAAGGCGUUGGAAGUGCGGCUCAAGGCCGAUUUGGAGGAGAUGCGCAUUCUGCUGGAGGAGGAUGGACAGUACCAGCUGCGUGGGUCGCAUGUGAAAGGGAAGAACAGAUCAACUGCAUCCGCUUCUGCAGAAGAAGGGGGUAUACCUCCCGCUAUAAAGCCGAAGAAAGCGGCCGAGGAUGCGAAGGAUCUCUUCCCGCUCUUGACUUCCAUCCCUGUCUCGCAGCUCGCGCUGAUUCCGGUGCUUGAGAUUAUGCGGCUUCUCGGUACCGGUGGUAUCUCGGAUGGCAUGAAGACCACCCGUGCAACCGUCACGAUCGGCAGAGCGGUGGAGGAAGAGAAGAUUGCGCAAUCCUUCAAACGGAGAGAUGCCGAGCUCAAAGUGUCUGAAGGAGCUCUUGGCGCAAGCAGCCAGGCAUCUGCUGCUGAAGAAGACUCUGCCAUUGACGCGGCGAUGAGCAGCGAGCUCGUGGCAGCCAAGACGCAGCGCAUCAUGAGCGAGGAGGAUUACACAACGCCUGAGGCUCGGCGCAAGAUGCGCAAGCUGAACGAGCAGAGUGGCAUGCGUGGCUUCUGGGACAAGCAGGACAGGUGGACGCAGCCCAUGAGAGCCAGGGUUGGGUCGUACCUCGUCGAUGAGCUCAUGAAGGUCGCGACGGUCAAGCGCAGUGCAAAAGACCGAGAAGGACGUUUGUGGAACGAGGAGCAUCCGGCAUUCUACAAGUCGUACCAAUACUUGGCUGGCAAGCGCCUAGGUGUCGUCAAGGUCAACGACGUCGUCGCGCAGCGAUUAGACAGGGACACUGUCCGCGAAACGCUGCAUCCGAGACGUCUGCCGAUGCUCGUGCCUCCCAGGCCGUGGAUCAGCCAUGAUCAAGGUGGCUACUACACCGAGUCGACCAGUGCGAUGCGGUUCAAGGACAGCGCAGAGCAGAACAGCUACCUCAAGCUUGCUUCCGACAACGGCGAGCUGGACCGUGUUCUUGCAGGUCUGGAUGUGCUUGGCCAAACUGCAUGGCGCAUCAAUCGCAAGGUCUUUGACGUGAUCAGCGAAGUGUGGAACACGGGGGAAGCAGUUGCCAAGAUCCCGCCGCGCCUUGUCGAUGUGCCGGAGCCAGUCAAACCUGAGAAUUACGAUACGGACAUGAAGGCCAAGAAUGCAUACAACAUGGAUGUUCGACGCUGGGCAAUGACGAAGGCGAUCAACCAUGGCAUGCGCUGUGAUAUCAACUACAAGCUCGAGAUCGCGCGUGCAUUCAUCGGCGAGCGGUUCUUCCAGCCGCACAAUAUGGACUUCCGAGGGAGAGCAUACCCCAUUCCUCCCAACUUCAACCACAUGGGUAACGACAUGUGCCGUGGCUUGCUCAAGUUCGACGUUGCUAAGCCACUCGGCGAACGAGGUCUGCGAUGGCUGCAUAUCCACCUAGCCAACCUCUAUGGCUUUGAUAAAGCCAGUUUCUCCGAGCGCGAGCAGUGGGCCAAGCAGCAUCAGGCUGAAGUUAGGGAAAGUGCCGCAAACCCCCUUACAGGCUCCCGUUGGUGGCUGAAUGCGGAUGACCCGUGGCAAUGCUUGGCUACUUGCUUCGAGCUCGUGGAAGCGUGGGACCAUCCGGAGGGUCCCGAGAAGUACGUGUCCAGCCUGCCCGUUCAUCAAGAUGGAACGUGCAACGGAUUGCAGCACUAUGCUGCGCUGGGCGGAGACUUGGCUGGUGCAAAACAGGUCAAUCUUGCGGGUGGAGACCGGCCGAGCGAUGUAUACACCGGUGUUGCCGACUUGGUCAUCGACAGGCUCGAUGAGGCUGCUGCACAGGGCGACGCGAUUGCGCAGACGCUACAAGGCAAGGUGACGCGCAAAGUCGUUAAGCAGACAGUCAUGACCACAGUGUAUGGCGUGACGUUUGUUGGUGCGAAAAAGCAGAUUGCGCGUCAGCUUUCUGAGCGCUCGGACAUUCCCACGGAUGAACUCUGGCAAAUCUCCAGCUACCUUGCCAAGCUCGUUCUCAGUCAGAUCGGCUCGCUCUUUUCGGGUGCCACCCACAUUCAGAAAUGGCUCCAUCAUUCUGCACGCCUCAUCGCCAAGAGCAUCCCGGCGGACCGCGUGCACCAUGCAAUCUCUGGGCAGGCAGUUGUGUCGAAGAAGUCGCGCAACGCUGAUGGCGUGUACAUCAAGUCAAAGGGGAUCGUCAACAAGAUUUCGAAGGAGCAAAUGACCAGUGUGAUCUGGACUACGGCUCUGGGCCUACCUGUGGUCCAGCCGUACCGUAAGUCCAAGAAGCGUCAGAUGUCAACUCGGAUGCAAACUGUCUACAUCAACGAUCCACACAUUAACCACGAAGUCUCGCCCAAGAAACAAGCGUCCGCUUUCCCACCAAAUUUCAUCCACUCGCUCGAUGCCACACAUAUGAUCCUGACGGCGCUUGAAUGCCACAAGGCAAAACUCACAUUUGCCAGUGUGCACGACAGCUACUGGACUCAUGCGUGCGAUAUCGACACGAUGAGCGACUUCAUUCGCGAAACGUUUGUCAUGCUUCACAGCAAUGACAUCUUGACCAAGCUUAGAGAUGAAUUCCUGGAGCGAUUUGGAGACUACAAGGUUCCUGUGUUCGAGUUGAAGGCCCUCGCCGCUGAUGGAGCAAGUCUCGAAUCCAGCAUUGCAUCUGAGCUAUUGGAACCAGUCAACAGCAUCCUGGCGAAGAAUCUGUCCGGAGAAGAGGCCAACCUUCCCAUCAAGUUGAAGUCAAAGCAGAAGCAGACCGCCGCUGAUUCGACCAGUGCAGAUGCAGAAGAACAUGAGGAAUUGGAAGAUGUGAACGAUGCAGACUCAACAGAAAGCCCUGCUACACAGUCGGAGACGGUAUCAAAAGAUGAGCAACUCAUCAACGCUAAGUUUGUCGCUCUCCGUGACGUCUUACCGCCCUUGCCGCCGAAAGGAACAUUUGACGUCAACGAAAUUAGAGAGUCUUUGUACUUCUUCAGCUAGAGUCUUCACUGCGCAUAAACAAACAUCAAAAGCAUUUGUACGAAAGCAUGCUGCAUGUCACCCCUUCUGCAUCACAAUUGGAGAGCACCUUGAUAAUU